AUGCUGGGCUGCGCCGUGCCGCGGGCGAUGGCGCGCCUGAAAUCGGAGCAGCGCGGCGCGCUGCGGGUCAGUAAUUUCCAAAGAACAAAUGUUCCAACUGGAACUAAUACAGUUUUCCAUGCUUUCAGUGUACGAUUCCCCCUACGAGAUUGGAAUACUGUCAGCUCCAGAGGUGCAGGAGGCGGAGGCGGCGCUGCUCCGGGCAUCAUUUUCGACCAACACCAUCAACAGCAGCAGCAGCAGCAGCAGCAGCAGCAACAACAACAACAACAGCAACAGCCAGCUCCUCCACCACCCCCUCCCCCAGCCCCGCCGCAGGCGCAACAACAACAGCAGCAGCAGCAGCCACAACAGCAGCAGCAGCAACAGCUGGGAGGUGUGGGCGGCGGCGGCGGCACUCCGCUAGCCGCGCUGGGGCUGUCGGUGUCGGCGCUGCAGGCGGUCAGCGCCGCCGCUGCCGCGGCCUCCGGGGAGCCCGGCGUGCGCUCGGUGCGCGUGUCGACGCCGCUGGACGACGGGCAGGGCCAGGCGCUGCUGCCGGCGCACGUGCGCGCCGUCGACGCCGAGGCGGGCUUCGUGUGCGCCAAGUGCCGGCUGGUGUUCGCGGCGGAGGCGGCGCUGCUGGCGCACCAGCGCGUCGCCUGCUACGCGGGGCAGGCGGCCGCCGAGCGUCGCGCCGCCGUUCGGCUGGUGCGCGCGCAGCGCUUCGAGUGCACGCUGUGCCCGGCCGACCUGGGCGCCUCGCUGGCGGAGGCGCGCGCGCACGCCGACUCCGAGCCGCACCGCGCCCGCCUGCGCGACUCGCCCUCGCUCUCCCACCAGAUGGAGGACGUCGUCAACCAAAUCACGCUGCUGGCCGCCCGAGCCGCCGCAGAGAGCACCGACUCGAACGCCAACAUCGCCACCGGCGCGGCCUCCGUCGACGGCUCGGCCGCCAAGGGCAUGGCGGCGGCCCAGCAGAAGCGCUUCUCGCCGGCAAUGCAGCCGCUCGCUGCCGCCGUGCCCAGCACCGGCCAAUAGCUGACCCUCUGGGGCCACAACCCCCUCGCCUCGGCUCUCCGCGUGGGAGUCUCGAGCACCCACCUGUGACUCUGCAGGUGAUCGACCCCUCUGCCCGACCAAUUGUACACUGGCAGAUGCUGGGGCGGAACAUUCCACCAAACAUACUGCCAGAUGGUCUCUCCGCCGCACAUUCCCGUGACCGACCACUAAAUUGCAGGAAAUAUUUUCAGUCCUCUAGCCCCCUGGAGCAAAAACGAUUGGCAAAUCCAUAAUAGCCAACCUCAUGGCCGUAAGUUGGGAUCCGAUCCCCUUUCCUCCCCCCCCCCCCCCUAAAAAAUCUGAACCUUUCAAACAUUUAAAACUACCGAGAACCAUUCUGACGUAUGUUUGUAGAAUAUUUCGCCCAUAACUUCUGCGCGUGAUCCGAAUGGGAUCACCAACCGCGAAAUGUCUGAAAAAUUGUAAUAUCGGCACUGGCCUGUCAAAUUAUUGUAACGUAUGGACAAGUAGUCCGCGGCUGGAAACAACUGCUGCUGCCGUCGACGUACCAGGCCUCCGUUCGGCUGUGACACUGCCCGAACUCUGGACACCUAUUCUCCUGUACCGUACAACGACACACGUAGUUAACUCGUGGUAAUAGUUUACUCACUCUCCUCGCAAAUAAUGCCGCAACAGAGGCAGAUCCUAUGCUGGAGAAGUAUUUUACAGUUCCAUAAAUAGCUUGUAAUGACAAAUGACAUGUCUUUUAUUAUUUUGGGCUUUUAAAAAAAUCUAUGUUGUUUGGUGUAGACAUUGGAGAAAAAAAAGAAAGUUUAGUAUCCGACGUUUGUAGGUCAAGGGUAGACUCUAAAACGUUCUGUUUGUGAUUCUAUGUCGUGUAAUAUUAAUUAAAGCGAUGGAACGGUCGCAGUUAAAAAACUGUGAUUGUGUGAUUCUUUUUCGUCAAGCGUGCCAGGUUUUUAAAAAAUAACCGUACACACGUGAGAUAUUCCUAACACUUCUCAUAGGAAGAAAUACUACAUACAUAGUUACUAUUUAUUACAGAUAUGUAACAAAGAUAGUUUUGGAAUGAGUUUUAUCAUCUGAAUAAACUUAAUGGAGAUGAUAAUUGUUUACUUGAGAUUUAUUAUUUUUGGGCUAGACCAAAUCAUGUGUUGUGAUUAGGUGUGUAUGUGUGAUAGUCAAUACCGUGGAGCUGUACUAACGUAAUUUUACUAUUACUUUUGUAUCCCUCAUAAGUACUUUUGUGUACUGUUGGCAAUAAUUUCCUUACUGAAAAAAAUCAUUAUUGUUGCAAUCCGCAUCAGUACGUUUAUCAACUGUUUAUUUUCUUUCGAAUGGUAAACAUUGGAUUUAUUUUCUAAUUUAUACUGACUGGUUUGUUACUAGAGUCUUAUUUGCAAACAGCUACUAAGGCGUUGACUGCACCUACAGAGCAGCCACUGGAGUGUACCGAGUUCCUAAAGUAAAGCUGCAUGACCAGCGCCACUAACGAAAAUAUUCCUAAGCGUUUGGCACAGAGUUUAUUCUUCUCACGGAGUGUAUACAUGUUGAACCGUACUGAACUGUGCUUGAAAGACUGUUGCACGUUUCACUAGAAUGUGUCUUCUUUUGUUGUCGCCUCGUGGGCAACUUUACAUUUUUAAUGAAAAGUAACGUAAUGGAAGUAUGAAUUUGGCAGAGUAUUUCACAGUAGCUACGCAAAUCUAUUCAAAAUCUGAGCAUUGUGGCUACAGUAUAUUGAUCGUGCAUGUGUAAAUAUUAAGGCAAUGAUUAUUAACUGCAAAUUACUAUAAAAUUGUAGAGGGAGAAACUUUAUAAAUGUCAUGAAAUUUUAAUGAUAAUGAAAUCCAAACCUCGCUGCUUUCUGUGACUUUGGAGUACUGAGAUGACAAUUUUUAAAAGAAAAUAAUUAUGAGUAAAGAAAAAAACAUAUAUUAAAAACAAGUGACUAGCUUAUUGUUUGUGUAUAUGUCAGUUUGUUUCUGGUUGUACUAUUAUCAUGUUAUUAUUCUACACGUUAAACACACGCAAAUGUAUACACACACAUACACAAACACAGACACAUACAGAUACAAACACACACGAAAAUGUAACCAAGACACGUCUACACAAAAAAUUACACUUGAAAAGUUUAAAAACUAAUGUGAAAAAAGAGAAACUGUGUUCUGUCAGAUUUGGGUUCUGUUUAGCUCAGCAGAUAGGGUCCAAUGUAUGAAAACUUUUGUGUGUUAUUAACUUAAAAGAGAGUUGUAGCCACAGAGGCCAUAUUAAUUUCUCGGGAGGUGAACAGCCACUUCAGAGAUGCCUUUCUGAGCCAGGGUACUUUCUCAGUGAUGUCAACUAUGCCCGGUCAGUGGCUCGUAGCUGAGCGUAAGAAAUUCGGCGCUCACUUCCGGCCUCCCAGUACUAUGAGAACUAUCACUCGAAGUGUUCUUUAGCUUGUCACGCGUGAUUGUUUUAAAAGAAGGCUCGGAGCGCUCGUCAAAAGAUAAAAUCAGAUGUUUAAAUUUUAAGGAAGGAAAGAGUGAGAUAGAGAGAGUGAUGAGAAAUUAAAGAAACGGGCCGCCCUCGCAGCUCGGGACGAGGACGGCUCCGCAGAUUUUAAAAAGGGCUCGUCGGGGCGGUGGGCGUGGCGGCCGCCGGGGGCUGAACCGCCCCCGCAGUCGCCCGCUCGCAGCCUCGGCGGGCCUCAUCCCAGCACCCAAGGUUCCUAUCUUUAGCUAACAUUACUAAGGUUCCUGUUUAUGAAUGCUUUUUCUAUAAUAAUAAUAAUAAUAAUACUAAUGAUAAGAUAUUAAUAAUUGUAACUAUUAAUAGAUCUGUGUGCCGGGACGUGGUCGGUGUGUGCUAGGACGUGGAGUCGCCAUUUUUAAGGUGUGCGGGCGAACGCGUGGGUGGCUGGGCUACCGCCGCUCGGGGGCCGGGAGGCGGGGCUCCACCCCCGCCGCGCUCGCCUAGGCACUAGUGCUCAUCCUCAAUGCUAUGCCCUUUCCUCUUCUCAGUUCCUCUAACAAAACAUUUUAACGUCUCUGUUCCUUUCCGAUGUGAGUACGGGAGAAGGACGUACACAGCACUGCACAAACGCGCGGUUAUCUAUUUUGCUGUUCCUUGGUUUCGGACCCUCGACUCCUAAACUGCUGCCAGUUUCGAAGCAAAAUUAAUACAUCCUGAAAGCCCUUCACUCAAAAGAGAGAGAGACCCUUUUUUUUUACCGAUUUGCUAAAUCAAUCUCCUGCUUGCGCGGCAGUCGAUACAUCGGAACUAACGUUAACUGUAGGGUCGCCAGUACGCACCCAGGCAGUUGGGCCCGUUUGAAACCCAUCAAAUUGAGGAUAGGCAGUGGUUCGCCACCCGACGAAUUUCUCUGAUCGCGAAAACAAAAUUCUGCGCCGCAGUUCCUCAAGAGCGCGCACCCUGUGGGCCAGAUGUCGCCUAGCGACGAGCGGAGUUGCUAAAAAAAAGGAAAAGAAAGAAAAAUUUUUUGACCACGGUCUGGGAAAGAACACAAGUAUCCUUAAGAAGAUCAUAAUACGUAAUUGAAAUAUUUCAAUUAUAUAUUAACCAAUAGCUGAUAUAUAUUUUUAAUAUUUUCGUAUAUGAGCUGUUCCAUUUGUAUAAAUUUAUUGAAGGAGAUUUAACGAAUUUUAACAGCAGGGUGAAAACUGCAAGGGGGUACCGCGAUCGAGAUACAAUCAGAGAGCGGUCACAGAGUAAUAGAAGGAACUCGGAAAAUUGUGUGCAGCAGGGAAGGUGACUCUUUUUUAAAAAAAAAAAAUCGCACACCAGGCUCAGAAUUUCGUUUUUGCCGCCGUUCGUAAAAUCUAACUAUAGAACAAUCCUCCAGGCCAAACGCAGAAAGAAAAGCCGAAGAAACGCGCCCGGCAGAUGCAAAAUGAAGUAAAAAAAAACUGCUAUGUUGUGUGGCACUACAAAGCUUCUUAUUAUUAUAUAAAUAUAAUAAUGACGUACAAAAUACGAAACCUCGCCCAGUUUAAGUAAUAUUUGUAGUAAGUGUACGUAUGUGGAUAUUAUUACUAUAAAAAUUGUUUUUCUUUGUUCACAAGAUUUUUUGUAAAUGUACAUGAUAUUGAAGAUGGUGUGGUGAAGAUGCAUGUUAAAUGCAACUGAUUAUGGUUCCUAGUAGAUUUCAUAUCUUUGAAGAUAAAUAAAUUAAACUUAUUGUGCAGGGGGGCAAACUGCCAUAAGUGAAGUUAUAGUUGUAUGUACUGUACUACCUCCUCGCCGCCUGUCUCUCAUGCAGCCCAGCCGCAAGCCUACACUCCCGGCCGUGCGUGCGCGCCGCCCACCCUAUCCAGUCCGUCUCCCGGGCCCUCCUCAAAGUAGGACCGUUCUCGCUCUUGGACACUGUCCACUACUAAGGCCUCGUUCCAUCAUCUUCUGUCUGUACCGGCCACUCCUGUAACAUAGCGAGAACUGCUAGCUCCAUUAGCAUAGCAAAGUGUUUUUUGCUGCGAGAAAAGACCAAUUGCUACUUUCACCAAAGGAUUGCCACCUACAGUGCGAUAUUCCACCGGGUCAAAAUGGUACUAGAGCACUGUGUUCAGUGGUUUUAUCCUGACCGGGAAUGAAGCCGCCAUUACGUUCAGGAAACGUACAGAGCAUGCUGUAGCUUCCACGGGUGGGCGAUUCGUUGCGCGGCCGAGAGAGCGAGGCACUGACAACUUACCAUAUCAUGGGCACACGCAACCGCCCCCAUCCUAAGUUCUCUCCUCCAAACCCCCCCCUCCCCCCACCCAGUUGAAACUUGUUAAUUAUUACGAGAAUUAUUUGAGCUGUUAUGUGUUGUAAGCAUUAUUGUUAACACGAGGAUUUUUCUGCUACUCGUCCCGCAAGCUCAUUAUGACAAGAAAACUGAUUUUGUUGUAUUGCCAUAUAUCAAAUUCCCCACCCAUUUGAGGCCUCGCCUCGAUUUCGGUCUGCACUAGAUGGAGUGUUAGAUGCUUAGAACAGGUCGGUUCUAUCACACUGAAACUAUCCUUGCGGUUUUGGGCUUUCCUUCGAUGUGUUUUCAUAGUCUGGUAGAGAACAGAUUUGUUAAAAAGUACAAAUUCAUGUCGCAUUAGCAGCACAGCAGAUCGGUUAGCAGCUUCUGUCGCUCGCCGUGUACCUACGAGCAUCACGUCACUGCUUAAAUACUUCGUUAGUUUUUCACAAAAUUUUGCGGAGUGUUCGCAUAUAUAAUUAUUUUAUAUCUCAGUAUAUUUUACUUGAAGAAAUACACGAGACAGAAUGAAACUUUGUUCCUAUUGAAGUCGUCCAAAUAAAGAACUAUGUUGUCAUUAAAGUAAAAAAAAUAUUUAAUAUGUACACCACUGUGAACUAAAACGAGCAUUUUAUAUGUGUGUGAAUUACAUAGACUAUGAAAGAGUGAUAUAGUCAUAUUACUGUAGAGAUCUCACUGCUCUAUUGUUAUAAUUGUGGCUAGAGUGUGUAGAAACCUAUUUCGAUAGUCGAGAAUGCAGAAAUUCUAUAAAUGUUUUGAAUUAGAUUUAGAUUUCUAUGUUAGAAUUGUGUGUAAACCAGUGUGAGCAAGCUACCUCUCACAUUAGAUGCAGCUUCAGGCGCGUGCCGUCACUAGACACAGAAAUUAGAAAUUUGAUAUAUGGUUCUACAUGUAGAAAUCUGCAUUUCUGUACUUCUGUACUGCUACAUGUUUUCAAAAUCAGUUUUCAGUACUCUCUGAGUGGGUACAGUGUCAAAAGAUACUUUGAAGAUUACUAUCCAACUCAGGUUUAUACAGUCUGUUAAUGUUACUGAUUUCUGAAUGCUAGCCGUCGGUUGUGUCAACCUUUAUUCGUGUUGUUUCAGCCUUUAUUCGUGUGCACACAUUUUUCGCACUUUACAGUCGACAGCCAAAUUUGUCGUGAAACUGAAAUGCUGUAUUGUACUGAUAUCUGCUGUACUCCUCCUUUCUUUUUAUGCAUUAACUAUACUAACUGCAUGUGCAUGAGUAACUUUUAUGACGUUCUUUAUUCUAUCCUUUUUGUGCAUUUCUGUUUUCGAGGGUUAAUGAAGGUAUAAUUAUUUUUACUUCUUUAGUUACUUCUUCAUAAUGCUCGGCAUCCUCAUUGUUUUUCAUUUCCUCUAUUGUGAUAGAGUAAAAUGUGGGUGCUGGAUAUUGAUUUCACAUUUUUGCUUUUUACUACACCCAUUUAAUUUGAAAAUGAAAUUCAAGAUUUCUGAUAUCCAUCGCUGAAAAUAAUUUGUUGGGCGCGACAGGUCUAAUCCGAAACAUAUCUUUUUUCUUUUGUUACAACUUGUUUCUCUUUUUUUGCAUUUUAUUAUUUGUUUUCGUUUUCGUGUUAUCCGAAUGUAGACAGAAUUAAUGAUGAGCAGUAGGAAGAACUAUGUAGUUAGUAUGAGUUAGUGUAUGAAUCUGAAAGCUUGAGUUAUUUGUGUGACAGAUGAUUUCGACUCUCUCAUGGAAGUAAUCUCUGGUGAAAUGAAAAAACACAUUUCUUGCUAUGUUUUUUGAAUAAGUAAAUGUUUGUUUAGAAAAUUGUGAACAUUAUGAAUGCUACAGCCAAACGUUUAUUUAUCUAGAAUUUUAUAGAUAAAUAUUUAUUUAAAGCCCAUUGAACGAUGUUUGCUUUUGCCUUUCUGACAUGCUUAGUCUAUAAUUGUGAAUUUGUAAAUUCAACGAAUUCAUGUCAUGUUUGUUAAGUUUACCUGAUCACAUAUGUGAUUGACACGUUCAUCCUUAUUAUGCUGAAAUGAAAAAAUGUUUUGCGAAGUGCAAAAAAACCAUAUUUUAGAUACUUAGCAUCUAUUUACUUAAACAAAUUUCACAGUUCUCACUGACAGAAGGUUUUCUUUUUCUGCUUGUACAACAUUUUCGUAAAAGCCGUGAGGAAAUAUCUGUUGACUUGAAUUAUUUGUGAUUUUUAUUGUAAAAGUAUUUGUGAGAGACUUUAGCAGAAAUGUCCAAACUGUCAUUUAGUAUGUUUGUUAUUAGUAAAUAGUGUAUAGUUUUUCUUAAUGACGCAUGUCUUAUGUAUGUCUCAUUUGUAUAUUACUUCGAAGUACAUAUUAUUGCUGUAUAAUUUUGUUCGUUUUGCCAGGCAGAAAAAUGAAAUGUUUUAUAUAAAUAUAUUAAAUUACUAAUUCUAAUUUAUUUUUCCUCAAUCUCCUCCCUCCCCCUCACGAAGGCAAUGUUUGUGAUGUAUAUAUUAUUACAUAUUAUUAAUUAUUAUUAAUGUGUAAAGGCCCAUGACAUUGAGGAGAUGUCUUUUUUUAAAUGCAAAUGUUCGUGGGUGUAUGUGAGAGAACGCGAAAGUAUGAACAUGUGUGAAAGUAAUGAAGCUGCUCUAUAAUGUUUGCAAGAGACUGUACGUAUUAUCUUUUAAACAAAAGUAUCUCACUGGUCAAGAUUAUGCCAAGUUUUUUUUAAUGGCUCACAGAAUAAAACAAAAACAUUAAAAAAAUUACUAUUCACACACCCAAAUUGUAUCAGUUUGGAUUCAAUAUUGUAAAUGGUAAUAAAC
Schistocerca gregaria is the source of this 8510-nucleotide messenger RNA. RefSeq names its product mediator of RNA polymerase II transcription subunit 15-like. Gene Ontology annotation, molecular function: RNA polymerase II cis-regulatory region sequence-specific DNA binding; DNA-binding transcription factor activity, RNA polymerase II-specific. The coding region runs from base 1 to 1020 and encodes 339 amino acids. The transcript has 3 exons. The record is from RefSeq and is a predicted model, not a curated record. Gene Ontology annotation, biological process: regulation of transcription by RNA polymerase II. Gene Ontology annotation, cellular component: nucleus. NCBI's taxonomy places the organism in Eukaryota, Metazoa, Arthropoda, Insecta, Orthoptera, Acrididae.